AUGAUGCUCCAUGGUGGCUUCCGCGUCGUCGCCAACGAGUUCAGAAGCUCUAUGGAACUUUUAGAGACUACUGUUUGCAGGGUGGCCCCUGUGGAAGAGUCGUUACGCGCAGGGAGCCCAUGCGCUCUGCUGACAUCUGCCAUGCGCCUUUCGGGGCAUGGCAAGGAUUUAAUCCUGUGCGGCCAGAGUUUCGGAGCAACAGUUGCCUGGACCCUCGCGAUGCGGCUGGCGACUUGCGGCCUCGAAAUCCGCGUCAUCGUGAGCAUGGACUGCAGGAGCAUCAGCAUCACCUCGCUCGAUGUGGCCUUUGCUAUCCCACGGAGCCUUUUGGAAUCCCUUGCACCUAAGCAUGUGCGGCUGGCCCUGGUUGCCAGAUGCCUUUGUGCUGGACGAGGCAGCUUCAGGACACUGACCACUUUGGGACAUUCGACGCUGCAUCCAGCACUGCAUCCGCAGGCGCAGGCGUUGCAAGAAGCGGAAGCCGCGUUCGGGGGGUCGAAGUUAUAUCUGACUGCAAGAUACUGCAAGAACCCAAGAGGACCUGAGAAGUGUUCAGCUUUUGGAGCUCCAUCCAAACUCCAGCUUCCAUCCGCAACGACAUGCUUCCGCAUCUGCUUCCAACUUUGGGCUCGGAGGUCAAGGAUGCCAACGAGCCAUGGCGACCUCACUGCAGACACCACUACCUCUUGUUGA
Molecule: messenger RNA, 693 nt
Organism: Symbiodinium natans
Lineage: Eukaryota; Dinophyceae; Suessiales; Symbiodiniaceae
Source: the annotation of a GenBank genome assembly